This is a messenger RNA of Alosa alosa (allis shad), 1176 nucleotides long. RefSeq names its product anionic trypsin-2-like. The record is from RefSeq and is a predicted model, not a curated record. The transcript has 5 exons. Gene Ontology annotation, biological process: proteolysis. Bases 37 to 765 code for a protein of 242 amino acids. Gene Ontology annotation, molecular function: serine-type endopeptidase activity. Lineage: Eukaryota; Metazoa; Chordata; Actinopteri; Clupeiformes; Clupeidae.
UCCAUCUCCUGGAGGAAGACCACCACAGCGACCACGAUGAAGACUUGUGUCAUCCUCACUCUCCUGUUGAUGGCAGCUGUGUCACUAGCAGACAUCCAGAAGAGGGUAACCAGUGGGAGGGCCUGCAAGGCAGAAGAGUCUCAACAGCAUGUGUUUGUAGAGGCCAGAAAGGAGGGAAAAGUUGGGCGAUGCUGUGGCACCCUCAUUCAAGGAGGAUCCUGGGUCAUCACUGCAGGGCACUGCGAUGUAUUUGGAGAAUCAUUACGUGUUAUAGGGCUAAAUGGUGACCAUGUCGAUGUGGACCAGAAAGACAUUAAAAAACACAACAGUGCUGAUCUCAUGCUGUUGAAGUUAUCCAGAACAAUGAGUGGAGACAUUUCUCUCCCUGCUGAUGAUGACUGUAAGCCAGAGAAUUUUCAGGAAAUGAUGGCAUCUAACACUCCUUCUUUGGUGCUUGUUGGUCAGGAUACUAGUAGUGGUGACGCGGGGAAAAUCAUGUGUGGUGAUGUUCACCUGGGAAGAGCCUCAUAUGAAUGGAAAAGCACAGGUCAAGUUGUUCACUUGGGCAUCACACUAUCAUCUCAAGCGCUCGAAGGGGACUCAGGUGGAGGUUUAGUUCAAAAGAACGCCCUGAAUAAAUAUGUUCUUCAAGGUGUUAAUACAAGAUAUGACACAAAAGAAACAGUGUCUUUGGAUGUAUGUCACUACAGAACAUGGAUAAGUGACACCAUGACAAAAAACACAAAACACCACAAAAAACACUAAGUGUUAACUGCUAAGUGGUGUCAUUUGAAAAAGCCAAAUUCAAGUGUAUUCAUUGACACAUGUCAAUGUUCAUCAAUCAAUGAAUCAUUCAUUUAUUUGUAUUGUGUGUUACAAUAGGUUAUGUAAAAUGAUUAACCCUAUUUUCUAAAUUGCCUCUGAAAAUUUUCCAGGGUUUUAACAGACUCCUGUCUGAAUCGGGUACACCUGUUCGGUGCAGCAGCAGAUGAUAUUUUGACUAUCUGACUAGAGCAUCAAAUAUUGCGUUUUAUCCUAUACAUUGCAUUCAGAAUGAUUUAUCUUCUUGACAUAGCCCAUACCAGUGACAUACAAUCACUUUUGACUGAAUUUGAUUGCUGAUGCUGUACUUUGGAGUAAUAAUAAAGAGAUGUAAGAUCUUCCUAAUAGCAUGAA